This is a messenger RNA of Aethina tumida (small hive beetle), 1081 nucleotides long. RefSeq names its product PIH1 domain-containing protein 1 (gene Pih1D1). Gene Ontology annotation, cellular component: R2TP complex; ribonucleoprotein complex; cytoplasm. The record is from RefSeq and is a predicted model, not a curated record. Lineage: Eukaryota; Metazoa; Arthropoda; Insecta; Coleoptera; Nitidulidae. The coding region runs from base 72 to 1004 and encodes 310 amino acids. Gene Ontology annotation, biological process: box C/D snoRNP assembly; rRNA processing. The transcript has 6 exons.
AUGUGCCAAUUUGUUAGGUUACCUUAACAACAACAUUCCGGUUUGAAGAUAAUUUUGAUUAUUGGCGGAAAAUGACUAGUAACAACUCUAAACCAAUAUUUUUAGACGUAGAUUCCUCUAUUGUGGAGAAAAAUCUUCGCUUUACGAGAGAUGAUGAAGAGGAUGAAUUUACUAAGCUCUUUGGUAAAGCUCCACCACCCUCGAAAAUUAUUACGCCUACUCCAGGACUGGUUGUGAAGACCCACGAGGUGGGAACAUCAAAGAAAGUAUUCGUCAACAUAUGCCAUACGGAUGCGAUUCCGCCACCGAAAAACAUCACCGAACAGGAACUUCAAAAACAGCUGGAGGAUGAAGUUCCCGAUUUUAAGGUGCCCAUGAGCAUUGGGAACAUGAGGGCCGAUAAGGAUAAUAAAGGAGUCGAAGUUAAUGUCGUCGACAUCGCCAUUCAUACCACGUUCUUUAAAAAAAUGCAAAACAUCGCCACCUUCAAAAGUUUCUUCUUUGCUGUGGCUUUUGCCGGUCUCGAACAUAAGUACGGUUUAAUAUGCGUAGACCAAAAGAUAAUAUUAAAAAACAAAGCGGCUUACGGCACUCUUCAGCCGCACAGAAUUGAACAACGAGAUAUUGAGGAGAAAAUGGGAAAGGAGGCUCCGAAGCCCUCGCCCAUGGAAGAAAUUACAGGAAAGAAAGAAGAGCCGAAGAAAAAGGUGAUCAUCGAAACCUUGUCAAGCGUUGAGAAUAAACCUAGAGUACCCGAGUACAGGCUGUACAAGCAAAUGGGAGGUCCGAAUAGUUUAAUUGGCGAGUUCAAGUUUCCGGAUGUGAUUUCUGCCAAACAACUAACUGUGGAUAUUGGGGAGGAUAGAAUUUUAGUUGAAUCAACGUCUAAGAAUUAUUUGUUAGAUAUAUUCAUUCCAUAUGUUAUUAGACAAGAGAACUGUACAUCAACAUUUAUUAAAGCUUCAAAGAUAUUGAGAGUAGUAAUGCCACUUAAGGGAGGAUAAGCAUUGUUUCAUCUUUGAUUCAAUUUAAUUGUAUUUGUGUAAUUGUGUAUUAAAAAUAAUAAAUUGUUAACUGUUAA